GGCGUUGGGGAGUGUGGGAAGGCAGGAGCCUGAGGCGAAGCCGGGAUCCACGAACCUCUCGCACCCCUGGAAGGGGAGGGGAGAGUGAAACAACUCCCCCCUCCCUGUUAAGGCGUUGGGGUGCUGCAGCAGGCUGGCCCGCAGAACCAGAGAAUAAAAAUGGGAACUCCUGGAUCAGGACGGAAGAGAACUCCCGUGAAAGACAGGUUUUCUGCAGAAGAUGAAGCUCUGAGUAAUGUUGCCAGAGAGGCAGAAGCCAGGCUUGCAGCCAAACGGGCAGCUCGAGCAGAAGCAAGAGAUAUACGUAUGAGAGAGCUAGAGCGACAGCAAAAAGAGCGGGAAGAAAAGAGUGAAAAAUCACAUUCAGAAAUAUUUUCAAGGCCAUCAUCUCGCAAUUCAAUAAGUGCAACUCAUCUGAGUGGUAGCUCAUCUAGGAGAGGAAGUGGGGACACAAGCAGUUUGGUGGAUCCUGAUGCCUGCCUCAGUGAAUUACGGGAUAUCUAUGAUCUUAAGGACCAGAUACACGAUGUAGAAGGGAGAUACAUGCAGGGACUUAAAGAACUAAAGGAUUCACUAGCUGAAGUUGAGGAGAAGUACAAGAAGGCCAUGGUUUCCAAUGCGCAACUAGACAAUGAGAAAAACAACUUGGUUUACCAAGUAGAUACUCUAAAGGACGUCAUUGAGGAGAAAGAAGAACAGAUAGCAGAGUUCUGUAGGGAAAAUGAAGAGAAGACCAAGGAAUUGGAAAGACAGAAACACACAUGCAGUGUUCUGCAGCAUAAGCUGGAUGAGCUUAAAGAGGGCCUUCGACAGAGAGAUGAAUUGAUAGAGGAGAAUCAACGCAUGCAGCAGAAUAUAGACUCCAUAACCAAAGAGGUGUUUGAUCUCCAGGAGACAGUUAAUUGGAAAGAUAAAAAAAUAGGGGCCCUAGAAAGACAGAAAGAUUACUUUGACUGCAUUAAGAAUGAGCGAGAUGAGCUCAGAGAGGAGUUGGCUGACCUGAAGGAAACAAUGAAGAGAGGAGAGAAACAUGGAUUAGUUAUAAUUCCAGAUGGCACACCAAAUGGUGAUGUAAACCAUGAAUCAGUGGUUGGUGCAAUAACAGUUGUAUCACAGGAAGCUGCUCAAGUCUUGGAAUCUGCAGGAGAAGGACCACUAGAUGUCAGGCUACGAAAACUGGCUGGAGAAAAGGAGGAAUUAUUGUCCCAGGUUAGAAAACUGAAGAUGCAGUUGGAAGAAGAACGACAGAAAUAUUCUAAAAGUGAUGGCAUGAAUCCAGAUAUCAUAGGCUUAGAGAAUGGUUCUGACUUGCAGCUCAUAGAAAUGCAGAGAGAUGCCAACAGACAAAUUAGUGAAUACAAAUUUAAGCUUUCAAAAGCUGAACAAGAUAUAACUACCUUGGAACAAAAUAUCGGACGGCUUGAGGGGCAGGUUGCAAGGUAUAAAAAUGCAGCAGAAAAUGCAGAAAAAGUAGAAGAUGAACUCAAAGCUGAAAAGAGGAAGCUUCAGCGAGAGUUAAGAACAGCACUGGAUAAGAUAGAAGAGAUGGAGAUGACCAAUAGCCACUUAAUGAAAAGGCUGGAGAAGAUGAAGGCAAAUAGGACUGCGCUUCUAUCUCAACAGUGAAGUGGAAAUCGAAAAUAUGAUGCACUGCUCCUUGAAUAACUAGCCCCUAGCUUGUUUUUAAAAUAGACUUUCAUUGGCACAAACUAUUUGAACACAGAGUUGUUCAUCGGUGUUUUAGUUUCAUAAUUAAAUGGCAUACUUCUUUUUGUAACUUAUGAGAGAAUGAAAUGUAGUUUGAAUUUCCAUGUGAAUGACAGUUUUGCUGUAGCGUUUGAUUCUAGAGUCAGAGCUGGAGCACAAUGCUGUAUGUUCGAUUUAGCGAUAGAAAAUGUUUUUACAACUGUGGAAUCAAGUUUACUCACGAUCUCUUUUGGCUGCUUUAAUGAUGCUUGAUGCUCAGAGACAACUGCAUGAAUUCAAGAAGACACUGUAUUACUGUAUUAUAAACUAACAUGUAUUUGCUCAAGACAUCACACAGCACAAGUGCCUUUUAUCUGGUGCAAUUUAGACUUCAUUGUUGAAAUAACCUUUGAAAUCAGAUAACAUUUUAUUUUAAGAUACAUUUGGGGUAUUCACUAAACUUUAUACAUUUUGAAAAUACAUUUUUGUAAAAUAUUUAAAUUUAUAAGAAAAAAAUGGGGACUGUAUAUAAAAAUCUGCUUUUUUGCAUGGGCACAUCUGAGUUCUAGGUAAUUUUGUCAAAUACUAGCCCCUGAUACUCUUAGUAUUAAGAGUGCAGAUUUAAAAACUUCUGUUGUAUACCAUCAAAUUAUAUGUCAUCUGCUGCUUAAGUGUGAAUUGAAAUUUUCAAGUGGGAGGAAGGGGUGGGAAAUGUGGCUAAGGAGUUUAUUAAAUGGACACUUUACUGACCAAAA
Molecule: messenger RNA, 2441 nt
Organism: Athene cunicularia (burrowing owl)
Lineage: Eukaryota; Metazoa; Chordata; Aves; Strigiformes; Strigidae
Gene: LRRFIP2
Product: LRR binding FLII interacting protein 2
Exons: 16
Coding region: 160-1626 (488 amino acids)
Biological process (GO): regulation of DNA-templated transcription
Source: RefSeq, a predicted model, not a curated record